AUGUCCUCGAACUUUUUGAGACCUCCUGUGCGUCAGAGGCGAACUUCGUCUGUUGGAGCGAUCAACCUGGGUGAUACCACGGUUCCGGGGCUUUCAACAAUGAAAGAAAGCGAGCAUUCCAAAACAGCCGCUGAAGCUAGAAUGCGUGCACUCUCCGAGUCAUCAAAGGGCGACGUUGACUUACUAAAAAAGUUUGGACUGACGUACCGCGAAAUGAGCUAUCGACACACCUGGCUAACACCACUUCUCAUAUUGGCGGUUGUAUAUGGUUCUUACCUGUUGUCGGGGAACUUAACAGCCUCGAAUCCUCUUCAUUCCUUUGUGGCAGUUUCAUACCAAAUUGGUGACACCGACAUGUACGGAAAAGGAAUUCGUGAUUUGUGUUUUGUGCUAUUUUACAUGGUUUUCUUCACUUUUCUGCGUGAAUUUUUGAUGGAAAUCGCCUUGCGGCCUCUGGCAUCUUUCCUAGGCAUUGUUGGCGAGCACAAGAUGAAGCGCGUCAUGGAGCAGACCUACUCUAUUAUUUACUAUGGUAUAUCGGGACCGUUCGGCCUGUACAUCAUGUAUCACAGCGACCAAUGGUUUUUCGCUACUGCCCCCAUGUAUGCGACUUUCCCAGACAUUAAUAUUCAAUUUUUGUGGAAAGUGUUUUACCUGGGCCAAGCCGCUUUCUGGACUCAACAAGCAUGCGUUUUGGUUUUGCAACUAGAAAAACCGAGGAAAGACUUUAAGGAAUUAGUCUUUCAUCACGUCGUUACGCUAGCUCUGAUUUGGUUAUCAUACGUAUUCCAUUUCACCAAAAUGGGCCUUGCCAUCUACAUCACUAUGGAUGUCUCUGAUUUUUUUUUGUCAUUGUCCAAGACUUUAAAUUACAUGGACUCUUCACUAACAUCUCCGUUUUUCAUAUUGUUCGUGGCGAGUUGGACUUACCUGCGUCAUUAUGUCAAUUUAAAAAUAUUGUGGUCAGUCCUCACUGAAUUUCGCACUGUUGGUGAUUUUGUGUUGAACUAUGCGACUCAGCAGUAUAAGUGUUGGAUCUCACUUCCGAUUGUAUUUGUAUUAAUUUCCGCGCUACAGCUGGUUAACUUAUAUUGGCUUUUUCUUAUUUUGAGAAUAUUGUACCGCAUUUUAUUUAAAGGCAUUCAGAAAGACGACAGAAGUGAGACCGAAUCGGAGGACGAAGAGCCUAAGACAUUAAGAUCUGCUAGCAAUGGAGGUCAAGAUGUGAAUAUUAAUGACUCUAAGAACAAGAAGGAAAAUUGA
This is a messenger RNA of Lachancea nothofagi CBS 11611, 1263 nucleotides long. The record is from the annotation of a GenBank genome assembly. Lineage: Eukaryota; Fungi; Ascomycota; Saccharomycetes; Saccharomycetales; Saccharomycetaceae.